AUGGUUAUUACAGGCCAUUGGAUUGAUUUUUCUUGGAAGUUACAAAAAAGGGUUCUAAGUUUUGCAAAUAUUCCACCACCAAGAGGGGGUCUUCAGAUUUCUGAUGCUAUUUUCAAAUGUAUGAAAGAGUGGGGUAUUGAGAAUAAAGUUGUAACAAUUACUGUUGACAAUGCUUCUAAUAAUGAUGUAGCUAUUCGGUAUAUGAAAGAUACCAUUCGAAGGUCUAGAACAUUGCCAUGUGAUGGAAAUCUAUUCCAUGUGCGUUGUUGUGCACAUAUAUUAAACUUAUGUGUUCAAGAUGGAUUAGGGGUGAUUGAAGAUAUAAUUGGUGAUAUUCGAGAAGGCGUGGAAUAUGUUAAUCGCUCAGAGGCAAGGCGUGUACAAUUUGUUGAGUGUGUGCAACAAUUGCAGUUAAAAGAUCAGAAAUUGAUUCGUGAUUGCAAAACAAGAUGGAACUCUACAUUUGAGAUGUUAAGUUGUGCACUCAAAUUUAAAGAAGCUUUCAAAAUGUUCAAUGAAUGCGAUCCUUUCUAUGAUUGUUGCCCUUCAGAAGAAGGUUGGGAGAAGGCACGGAAAAUUUGCUCACUGUUAAAAGAAUUUUGGACAGCAACACACAUCAUUUCAGGUAGUGAAUAUCCCACUUCUAAUUUGUUUCUUCAAAAAGUUCAAAAAAUAAAAUCUACCUUGGAUGGGCAUGUGAAUGAUGAGGAUUCUUUUAUUAAAGAAUUGGUUUUGAAAAUGAAGACAAAAUUUGACAAGUAUUGGGGUGAGUGCAAUUUGUUGAUGGCUUUAGCUGCAGUUCUAGAUCCAACCAAAAAAAUGUUAGCAGUUGAGUUUUGUUUUCAAAAACUUUAUUCCCAUGGUGAUGCCCAAAGAAAUAUUUGUAAGGUUAAAGAUGCUCUUGUUAGCCUUUAUGAUGUCUAUGUUGCUGAAAAUGCUUGUGAAAGGAUUUCUCGUUCAUUCCAUUUGGAAAAUAUUGGCUCUUCCAAUUCUAAUACGACUCAACGUGAUUCUUCCUCCAAUUGGGAUGACUUUGAUGCUUAUUGUGCGGAAAUUGAGACUUCAGAGCCUUCAAAAUAUGAAUUAUUAGACUAUCUCGAAAAUGGUCGUUUGAAGAAGAGUGAAAUUCCUAAAGAUUUUUCAUGUUUAGAUUGGUGGAAAAUGAAUAGACUACAAUAUCCAGUGUUAUCAAAAAUGGCCGCUGAUAUUUUAGCUAUUCCAGUAAGUUCGGUAGCUUCCGAAGCAACAUUUAGUGCUGGGACGAGGGUCAUUGAUUCUUAUCGUUCAUCACUUUCCCCAGAGACGGUGCAAGUUCUUCUAUGUGGAGGAGAUUGGCUUCGACAUUUGCAUGGAGUGAAAAAAAAUACGAGGGUAAGUGGAAUUUAA
Impatiens glandulifera is the source of this 1386-nucleotide messenger RNA. RefSeq names its product zinc finger BED domain-containing protein RICESLEEPER 2-like. Gene Ontology annotation, molecular function: DNA binding; protein dimerization activity. Bases 1 to 1386 code for a protein of 461 amino acids. The record is from RefSeq and is a predicted model, not a curated record. The transcript has a single exon. Lineage: Eukaryota; Viridiplantae; Streptophyta; Magnoliopsida; Ericales; Balsaminaceae.